GAGAAAGAUAGAACAGAAGAAUAGUAUACUAAUAAUACAUCUCGCCAGAUACUUUAUUUAUACACGUAUCUAAGUACGUAUGCGAAUACAUGGAAAACGAAUAGAGCGUUCUGAAUGCAGUUUAUUAUCUCUGCUUUUACAAUGAUUUAACAAUGACAAACAAUAGGUGGCAAAUUACAGAUGUAAUUCUAGAAUGGCAUUGAUGAACAAGGUUAUCAUUUGAUAUGAAUGGAUAAAGUUUUAAGCGAGAACAAGGCUUUUUCUAAUUUUUGAAAAAGUUUCAUUUCUUUUGGAAAAAAUCGUGUAAAAAAAUGAUAUUUCUUUUGAAAAUAACGUAGACAAAAAUAAAACUCUUUUUGAAAAUUCGAAAAAGUCAUGUUCUCGCUUAAACCAUUAUCUUUAAAAUGAUAUCUCGUUCGUAAAAAUUGAUCAAGGAUCAAGCUUGGAAUCGUUUUUGGCGUAGAUGCUGUUUUCGACAUUUUUCGUGAAAAAGAAUUUUAUAUAGUGGCGCCCCUUGAACUUUGCGGUAAAAGAGAGGAAGCUCGUACCCCCACCAUUAAUUUUUAUAUAAACCUUCGAGCGUUACCUAUUCCAUGUGUCGUCACAGUAUUUAGGCAUUAGAGUUUUCCGUACGAAUUCUCAACAAAUCGUGUUUUUAUAACUCAGACACGUGACCAUAGAUAUACCGAUGAGAUACGAUGCCAAAUACGAAACGGUUCUUUUGUUUUCGACCUCUGUUCGUUCAUUAUCGAUUCUACUAGUCUUUCUGCGUUAUAAUCGUAUCACCACUUGGUAAUAAUCGUUUUUCUUUUUAUUCCGUUUUUUAUAUCGAUUUUAUUUUGAUUAUCUUAUUGAUUUAACGAAACUGUUAAUUCGUAUGAUAUUCUUUUAUGAAAUCGACGUGAAGAACAAGAUGUGUUUAUUCAGUCAUCGUUACAAAGCUAAUAAUUCUCACCCAUUUAAUUAAAUAUUUUCAUAAAUUAAUUUUAAACGUACGCUUGCGUUUAUUAGAUACAAAUUUUCAAGUUCAAAUCGACUUCGCAAACGUGUGUUGUUAACAAAACAAAUAAGUCAAUGAUUUCGACGAUUUUUGAAUUAAUUAUCUUUUGUAUUUAAUAUAUAAUGUACACGUGUGAGCUCUCUUUCUCUAUAUAAUUAAGCUUGAAUAAUUAAUACUUUUCAAUAUACGAAUUUUAUUCUUAUUAUCGUUAUUGAUCAGUGAUAUAAGUAGUAGCGAAAAAAAGGGAUCAGUCUACCAUUGAAUCUCAAACAAAAUAAAUACAGCGAUUCUCUUAUUUCAUACUCGCAGAUUAGAAUAAAUAAUUUCUUCGAUUAUUUGACAUUCAUUUAAGAUAUAUAAAGCACUUUAAUGAACUGUUAUUAAUCGAUAUAUAACAAUCAUUUAUAAUAAUUAAGUUUGUAUAUUCGUUUGAAAAUUAUAGUCUGUAACACAUAGUAAACAUGAAAGAAUCUUAAUUAAAGAUUUCAAUAUUUACAAAUUUUGAACUCGCGGUCGUUGGUUACGUGUAAUAUCAAUAAAAAUAAACUCUUGACUGAGUUUGGAUGAUACCAGAUUACUUUUGUAUUCCGAGGAGUGAACAUCGAAGUUCUCUCUCUUGAAGAAAGGAAUCGAUAUCGUUUGGUUCUUCGUCAUCUUGGGACAGCAUGCUCAUCGUGCAACCAUCAACAAAGACUUAAACUAAAUAUAUUUUUAUAUGAAACAUUAUUUUAAUAUUUUCGUCUCUUAUUAUAACGAUGAUAUUAAUUUUUUUUUGUUUUUUUAUAUUCUAUUCGUAUUAUUGAUGACUUAGAUUUCUCUUUAAUUUUUAAAUAAUAGUAGUAGUAAUAGUAUAAAAGAACAGAGUUAGCAUUAGCCUGUUUUUGAUAUUAUUUACAAUUUUAAUAAGAAAUAAAAAAUAUAAUAUUUGUAAUAAUUAACAAUCUGCAGAAAAUCUGCAGAAAAAUAUAAUCUAGCAUACGAUUUCUUUUUGCUUUUGUCAGAUGUACUGCUAUUUUUACUACGUACAAAAAUUUCUGUCACGCAUUAACUCGAUUGUUGAGUCAGACGUGGGAGGGAUGAUCGCUGAAGUCGGUACGAUAGAAAAAUGGUAAACAACCUUAAAUGAAGUUGUUUUUCUCGAAUUAAUUUCGAUUGUUCGAUUCACACGUUGUACCUGACAUCUGUCAUGCAAUAGAAAAAAUGUUGUCCUAAAAUACAAAUUUACAAGUGCAAUUAAAAAAUAAUAUAUAUCCUAUAUUUACAUUUAAAUUACUCGUGAAUAGAAUAUUGUCAAUAUAAAAUGGAUAGAAAAUAGUUAAACACAAAAAAAAGGAGAUAGAACUAUGGCAGACCAAAAGAAAAUAAAUACAUCGCAAAAGAAAAUAGAGGUAGCAGAGGAUCCUGGAGGAGCUGGAGAGGGUAAAAACGCGAAGAAAGGAAAGCGAUUUACGAAAUACGACCUUGGCAAACGAUGGCAUCGUUUUCGUGUCUUAACACCGACCUCUUCGAUUCUACGUGGUUCCUUUGCGAUGAACGAUAAUCAUUUCAAAUUUAGAAGCCGUGGUCGUCAAGCAGCACCAUGUUCAGUCGUCGCAAUCGUUUAUGGUCGAUUAUUCGAGCCUAAAGAAUGGAUACAGGAUUACGUAGAUCAAGUUAUUGAGUACGGAGAUAAAUUAUUUCGCAUCAGUAUGAUGAGAAAUCGCGUGAAGGAAAGCGAGUACAUGAAAGCUAUCCUGGUACAUCCAGAAUUCUAUAUCGGCAAUUAUAAGAUUUUAAUUUGCGUCGAGGAGACUGGUAUUUAUGGUAAUCUAUUUAGCGAGGCCGCAGGAUGUUCAGAUUUUGCCGACGGCGUAAUACAAUUUUUCGACAGCAAUGACGCUGGCAUUAUUACUGCUCAAGGUACGUCGGUAGCAAUGUGGCGUCAUUCCGACGUUGGUUUUUUACUUUUUGAUCCUGGACCAUGCGGAGAGAAUGGUCUACGUCAUCAAAAUGGGGUCGCUUGUUUGCUCAGAUUCAAAUGCAUGAACGACAUGCGUAAUCACUUUCUAAAGAAUAUGAACAGAUAUUACGAUUCGAGAUACUGUAUAGACAAAAUAACUAUUUUACGAGUAAGCGAGGUGGGUCGUGGUUACAUCGAUAAAGUUACCGAUGGAACCGAUUUGGUAGUUGACAGAAGCGUUCUUAGAUCUAUUAAUCCCGUUGAUAUAGACGAAAAUAAGAUGGAUUGUACGAGGCCUGUUCCUAAAAGUGAAAAGAUCAAGGUAAUACCAGGUGCGAAAUUUCACAAAGAACCAUUGACCAUAACUAUUUCGAAUUAUAGUAUCGAUAAAAAGUUUGCUACGGAACCAUUGGUCGACCAGAGUACUUUCGACACUGGUUAUCCUUACGAUAACAUGCAGGUUAAUAUACCUUCGACUUUUCGAGACUUACCUAGAAAAAUGGCAAUUCUUCAUGGCUUGACUCAUGAAGCUAGCGACAUAUACAAAGGUAAAGGUGGUCAAAAUGUGGCUAAUUGUGUGAUGGCUAUUGCUAUGAAGAAGAUUCAUCCUGUGAAGACCUGGUUGAGACCUAAAUUAGACGAGAUAUUGACAUUAGGUGACCAACUUUAUUCAACUAUAAAGACUGAAAAGCCUUUCAUCAAGACGAUGACUGCUGCUGAUCUCAAUGAUACUUAUAUUCAAGUGGAAGAUCAUAAACUAGCGAUUGACGUUGACCUCAUGACUAUUACUGGAACGGUUACUUCGAAACUUCUGGAUAUACUUAAUUUAAAGCAAGCACUACAUGAAUUUUUCUUGGUUAAUAGCGAAGGUAUCAUUGAAACUCCUUUGAUGGCUGUAGCUAUAUGGACUCAAGAUGAUUUUUAUUAUGCUUUCGAUCCACGUUAUUGCGAUAGUUUGGGUAAUAGAAUUAUCGAAGAAAGAGUUAAGGGUGGCAAAGGUGCUAACAGUAAUGCAACAAAACAAGUUCAUGGAAAAUGUUGCGUCAUAAGAUUCCCAGAAUCUGAUGAUCUCGCUGUGUGGUUUACCAAGAAUCUUGAACAAGCUCGAAAGAACGAUCGAUUUACCAUACGACACAUUACAAUACCGGAAGAUAUCCCUGGCACUAGAGCUUGGAAUGAUUUCGAGCCAGCAACAUCAGGCAAAACUUGGAUUCUUCGUGGUGGAAUCUCUAACGAAGAUGAAUUAUUCGAAGAUAACAGUAGAGGUAUUCAAGGUUUGACUAUACCUGUAGUAUCUUUGAUUAUUGCCAAAGAAACACCGCCUGCAAAAUGGACAAAGGAGGUCAUCGACGAAGUUAUUCGAGACGGUGACGCCUAUUACAAUGUUUGCUAUCCACCAGAAUUAAUGCUUGAAGAGCGGCCAUUACUUGUAAGUAAUUUGAAGAAAAAUUUUUAUCUAAAAAAUAGAAAAGUAAAGUUUGAAUUAGACGAUUCUGUAAUAACCGGUGAUUUGAAUCCAACCCCUGGACAUGAUGUGUUAAAUUUAGAAGAAGGAAUUAAGAAAUUUUUUGAGAAUUAUCAAUAUGGUAUCGUCGAGGUAGGAAACUUGGCCGUUGGGAUUUGGAAAUUUGAUGAAGAUAUGAAAUACAAGCUUUGCGAUAAAAAUGAUGAAAAAGUGACGUAUUAUUAUUGCUUCGAUCCAAAUCCUCGUGGAAGAUUAGGCAAUGCGGGUGUAGCGGUGGGAGAAGAGGAAAAUGUUGCUUGUGUGAUACGAACACUCAAUCCUGCUGAUCUGUCUUCUUUAAUCGCAGUAAAUGCUGCUAUAUCACGGGCUCGUGGAAGCGAAUAUUUCAUUCAUAAUUUGAAAAGUUUGUCUGUAGGUACACCGAUGACAGAAGACGAAUUAGAAACAGAUAAGCAAGCUCCAGAAGAACUAGAGGUAUAUCAUUACUCGAGGCUAGCCGAAGGUGGCGCAAUAUUACAAGGUAGUUUCAAUCAAGCAAACGAAAAGACGUUUAAGAGACUAAUGCGGGACAAACAACAAGCGGCGAGUUCUUUGGCUGCUUUAGCCAUGACGAAACUUUAUAAUCCGCAUUUAUGGUAUCGCGAGGUCGUCGAUGAUAUAUUGAAAAUAGGCGACAAGGUAGCAACAAAUAAUGUUAAUAAUUUACCAGAGCCAGAUAUAGACGAAGAGACAAGAAAUUUUCUUUUGCCGAUUGAAGUAAGUGAAAACUUUGCCAUAGGUGUCAAUCAAAUGAAUGUAAGUGUGGAAGAAGAGUUUCUUACUGGAAAACUCAACGAAAUCAAUAGGCUUUUUGAACAAUUCUUUGAAAAUAAUACUAUGUGUGUAAUCAGACAGGACAAUAUCAUGAUGGCGGUUUGGAAAGAAGGCGAGAUUUUUUUCAUGAUGGAUCCUAGAGGUAGGGAUUCCCGUGGUGAACCUUCGGAAAGAGACCCAGCAGCUGUGAUGUGGUUCACAAAUCUUCCAUCUUUGAUUGACAAAAUUAGGAUAGGUUUUAUCGAAGGUGAAUCAGAUAUAAUACUUGAGAACGUGACUUUGAACAAUGCAUUUCAAACACGUGUUUCUGAAAUGGAUCGUGUUACACGUACUACUUCUGGCGAUGAUCUUUGGCAUCAUUUUCCUAAAUUUGAUGAUGGUGUUUGGAGCAUUGGUGGGAACGUCAAAAUGUCAGACGCUAGAUUUGACGAAAGUAAUCGUAACAAUCAGACUGCAGCUAUCGCCACAAUGGCUAUCAUUUUCUCCAAAGUGUGCGAACCACGAUAUUGGACCACUGAUGUUGUCGACGAGGUUAUCAUUACUGGUGAUAAACUACACUCGAAAUGCGUCGAGAGACUUGGAGAAGGCAAAGUACCGCGUAUCAAUGAAAUCAUCACGGAAUUCUUUCUUUCUUCGCGUCGAAUCGAUUUAACGGUCAAGGAUUGCAUCGAAGCCGGCGAUCUUAGUGGGAAACCACCUAAACUACAAAACUUGCAGAGUGGAUUAGAUAAAUUUUUUCAAAACUACGACUCUGGUAUAUUAAUUGCGAAUGAUAAUCGACACAUACCCAUUUGGAAGUUUCAGGACAUCUAUUAUACUCUCAUACCUGAUUGGAUCACUCGCACCGAAGAGGAGGAAACAAUAGCACCAAGAGUAUUCCGAUUUAAUAAUACCACAACUUUGUUUGAAUAUUUAUUAAAUCAUCUUGGAAGAGAAGGCGAUUAUGAGAUCACAGCGAUCGACGUUGUUGAUUGGAAUAAAUUAGCACCAUGGAAAUUCGAUCCCAGUCCAGCAGUACGUCCAUCGAACCUGCCACCAUUAAACGCUUAUCGUAGACUCCAAGGAGAAGCUCGUGCGAUUCUACGAGGAAAGUAUCAUCAAGGCGACGACAUAUUCCCAGAAAUUUUACGUAACAAGCAAACGGCUGCGAAUUGCGUAGUCAGUCUUGGAAUGUCCGUAAUCAAGAACCCUAUCACAUGGACGAAAAAAACGAUGAAUGAGAUUCUUCUUAUCGGCAGUAACGUUCAUCGCGAAACUAUGAAGGCGAAGCCUGGAAAAUUGAGAGUGGUACCUCAGGACAUAAUUAGAAUCUUUUACGUAGGUGUUAAUAUCUUGACCGCAGAUAUAGAAUCUAACACGGUAUCAGGUAUAGUUUCUAUACCGCCAGUUGAUCCCGAGGAAAAGAAAAAGAAAAAGAAAGCUGUCAAAAAAAAAGCUGCAGGAAAAAAAGCUAGAACGGUCAGGGUUCGAGCUCCUCCACCACCACCUAUUUUACUCGAGGAGGGUUUGAAAAAAUUUUUUGAAAAUAAUCGUGCUGGAAUAUUGGUUACUGGUCGUGGCAUGAUAGCCAUUUGGAAGGACAUGGGUGUUUAUUUCAUGUACGAUCCUCGUGCACGUAACAAUCAAGGUCUUCCGGAUUUCUACGGAACCUCCUGCGUCAUGUGGUUCGCCUGUAUGGAACCAUUUUACGAAUUGAUCUUUGCAAACAUCGACGAACAAGAAAAAUAUACUACUUAUCAGAUCUCUCGCGUGAUAAUAAAUACGGCAAUGAUCGAACCAUUGCCAUGUCCUGCUGAUUUCCGUCCAUAUUUCGAUUGCAUAGCACCGCCUACACCUCUUACAACGAUGAAGAGGACGACAACGUUGGCUGUUGAAGUUGUGACAGAUUAUUACGUCGUUGAUGAAGAACAAAGUGUUCUACGUGGUACUUUGCACAUGAAUCAUCGUCUGUUUGACACAAGAAAUAGAGGACUCCAAAGUACUGCCAUUGCCGUAGUUGCUAUCGUAGUUGGCUUGUUACACGUUCCUUCUUCUUGGACACCAGAGCUGGUCGAUGCUAUAUUGAAAUACGGAGAUCAGUUACAUUCUGAUAGCGUUCGUGCCGCACGUCCAGGUGCCAGAAAUCUCUCACCAAGCGAACUCUUGACUGUUUUCAUCGUAGGUGAUUUUCGGGCUACCAUACACAUCCACAAUCAUACCGCAGCUGGUCUCCUAUUAGUCUAUGAUUUAUCUGAAACUUUAAACAUGUUUUUUCGUACAAAUUGUGCCGGUAUAUUGCAUACUACCAACAUGGCUGUUGCUGUUAUGCAACAUUAUGGAAAAUUUUAUCUUUUCGAUCCGUGCUCUCGCAACGAACAGGGUCUAGCUAGUUUCGAGGGUGCUGCUUGUGUAAUAAAAUGCGACAAUAUCAUGAGAAUGGCCAAAAUAUUCAUCAUGAAUUGUAAUUUGAGAACACCCAAUGUUUACACUUUGAAUGCCGUGAAUAUAUUGAGUCUGCAUUUCUUCUCGGAUGCCAAAUCAUCUUGUCCAGUUAAAUGCGAGCAGUAACGUGUUAUCGAUGUAUAUACUAAAUUAUAUUAAUGUAACUUGUAAAAUUAUAUUUAAUUAUAACGGGUGUAAUAAUUCUGUAAUAAAAAAUACCAUCACAUUGCUUAUCCAAUAUAUUUAUAUAUUGAGAUUUAAUUUUUUUUUUUUCGACUUUCUAAAUAAAUUUUAACUACGAAGGUAUGUGAAUAAAGUAACGUCACGCUCGCGACAACAUUCUCAAAUGGCUAAUUUUAUUUAUAGGUUUUCUUUAUGACACAAAUCACUUUUAGCAUCUACAUGAGUAGGAGUACAGGCUAAUACGAGAAUGAAUUUGAUACAGAUCACUUAAUAGUGUAAAUACAAUGUUUCUUUCAAAUUACACGCUAUAAACUAGAUACUUAGAAAACACUGUACAACGCAGCUGAGAACUGUCGAUGAUACUUUACAAUAUGAUACAACCACUCAUUUUGUUUUCUUUUAUUUUUUUUUUUUGAAGCGAGACGAUUCCUUAUAUAUCGGUGGUGUUGUCCGUUUCUUUUCUUUUUUUUUGUUUUUUUAUGUUCUUUCUCUCUCCCCCUGUUAUUUCUUUUUGUUCUCUCUCUCUCUCUCUCUCUCUCUCUCUCUCUCUCUCUCUUUUAUAGUUUCUCCUUAAAGUUUACCGACCGUCACGAGAAUCUCGUUGUAACAUAAACAACACAUUAUCGCGAACGCACAGAACAUAUCCGAUAGGCCAUGUUUGAACGGGUCCAUGGGACUCACCAUUAAAAAAAAAAAAAAGAACCAACGUUCGCUUGCUUACCGUUUCGCGUCUUUUGCUUUUUUUUCUUUUUCUUUCUUUCUUUCUCUUUUAUUUAUUUAUUUACUUUUUUUUUUCUAACAUGGAAGAG
Molecule: messenger RNA, 8630 nt
Organism: Vespula vulgaris
Lineage: Eukaryota; Metazoa; Arthropoda; Insecta; Hymenoptera; Vespidae
Exons: 2
Coding region: 2344-7764 (1806 amino acids)
Source: RefSeq, a predicted model, not a curated record